Salvelinus sp. IW2-2015 is the source of this 921-nucleotide messenger RNA. Its product is annotated as prostaglandin reductase 1. Gene Ontology annotation, molecular function: 2-alkenal reductase [NAD(P)H] activity; 15-oxoprostaglandin 13-reductase [NAD(P)+] activity. The record is from RefSeq and is a predicted model, not a curated record. Gene Ontology annotation, biological process: prostaglandin metabolic process. Lineage: Eukaryota; Metazoa; Chordata; Actinopteri; Salmoniformes; Salmonidae. Gene Ontology annotation, cellular component: cytoplasm.
ACGGACCAAACGCCCGUCUCUACAGAUCUACUGUUUUAGACCAGAGGAGCAGAGCACCAUGGUUGUGUCCAAGGCCUGGACGUUACYCCAGCACUUCCAGGGUUUCCCCAAGGCUAGUGACUUCCAUCUGAGGGAGGAGACGCUGCCACAGCCCAAGAAUGGACAGGUGCUGUUGGAGGCUGUGUUCCUCAGUGUGGAUCCUUACAUGAGACCCUACAGCCAGACGAUGAUGAAGGAGGGAGACGUGAUGAUUGGGUCCCAAGUUGCCAAGGUGAUCCAGAGCUAUAACCCCAGCUUCCCGGUUGGCUGCCAUGUGGUCAGUGAUUGUGGAUGGAGGAGUCACUGGGUGUGUGAUGGGGCAGAGCUGACCCCUGUGCUGCCCGACUGGCCCCAGGACAUCCCCCUCUCCCUGGCCCUGGGGGCCAUCGGCAUGCCUGGUCUGACAGCUCUGUAUGGACUAGAGGAGGUGUGUGAUAUAAAGAAGGGGGAGACUCUUCUGGUGAACGCUGCAGCAGGGGCCGUGGGCUCAGUGGUGGGACAGAUCGCCAAGAUCAAGGGCUGCAGAGUGGUGGGCUGUGCUGGGACAGAUACCAAGGUGUCCUAUCUAAAGGAGCUGGGUUUUGACCAGGUCUUCAACUACAAGACUGCCACCUCUCUGGAGGAAUCACUCAGGGAGGCCGCGCCACACGGAUACGACUGCUACUUUGAGAACGUUGGUGGGAAGUUCUCCAGUGUAGUGAUGCAUCAGAUGAGAGAGUAUGGCAGAAUAGCUGUGUGUGGAAGCAUCUCCAUGUACAACGACACCACACCACAGACAGGGCCCUAUGUACACAUCCAUAUGAUCUUCAAACAGCUGAAGAUGGAGGGCUUCCUGUGUGCUCGCUGGAAACACAAACACCAGCAGUCACUGAGGAGGCUGAU